Verticillium alfalfae VaMs.102 is the source of this 1575-nucleotide messenger RNA. RefSeq lists its product as hypothetical. The coding region runs from base 1 to 1575 and encodes 524 amino acids. The record is from RefSeq and is a predicted model, not a curated record. The transcript is spliced from 2 exons. NCBI's taxonomy places the organism in Eukaryota, Fungi, Ascomycota, Sordariomycetes, Glomerellales, Plectosphaerellaceae. Gene Ontology annotation, molecular function: transmembrane transporter activity. Gene Ontology annotation, cellular component: membrane. Gene Ontology annotation, biological process: transmembrane transport.
AUGGCUGCUGAAGGCAUCGAGCUCCAGCGCCUGGGCACCGGCCAAUCUGUCGGCAAGGACUUGACGCGUGUCGGGUCAGCGCCGCAGGACCCACGAAGGAACUCGUCAGAAGAGGUCGGAGACGCCGAUGGUACAGGCCCGCCGCCAGGACAUGUGGCCCAUGGCGAAGUCCAGCGAUGGAACCACCCUCGCGGCAACGUGCCCAAGCUGGCUUUCGCAUUUCUGUCCUUCAUCAUUGCCGGCCUCAACGACGCGGCCGUUGCGUCCAUGGCUCCGAGGCCCUUUGACGGACUGACUGACGGACUGCGUGCUGACCGACGACAGCUUGAACAAUACUACGACCUCAACUACACCAUCGUGUCGCUCGUCUUCUUGACGCCCUUUGCCGGCUACUCGGUCGCUGCCUUUACCAAUGCACGCAUCCACAUGAAGUACGGCCAGCGCGGCGUCGCUGUCAUGGCCCCGCUGUGCCACAUCAUCACCUACGCCGUCGUCGCCACGCACCCGCCGUUCCCCGUCAUCGUCGUCAUCUACGCCAUCUCCGGCUUCGGCAACGGCCUCACCGACGCCUGCUACUGCGCCUGGGUCGGCGACAUGGACAAGGCCAACCAGGUCCAGGGCUUCAUGCACGCCUGCUACUCCCUCGGCGCCCUCUUCGCGCCCCUCAUCGCCACCUCCAUGGUCGUCAAGGCCGGCCUGCCGUGGUACACCUUUUACUACAUCAUGAUCGCCAUCUCCGUGCUCGAGUGGGUCGGCCUCACCAUCACCUUCUGGCACAAGACGGGCGCCGUCUACCGCGCCGAGCACCCCCGCCAGGACGGCGCCCAGGGCGCCGGCACCAAGGAUGCCCUCAAGAGCAAGGUCACCUGGAUGUGCGCCCUCUUCUUCUUCACCUACAUGGGCGUCGAGGUCGGCCUCGGCGGCUGGGUCGUCACCUUCAUGCUGCGCGUGCGCGAGGCCGGGCGCCUACGCGUCCGGCAUCUCGGCUCCGGCUUCUGGGCCGGCAUGUCGCCGGCCGCCGCGUCUGGGUUCGUGACCGAGCGCUUCGGCGAGCGCCUCUGCAUCAGCAUCUACCUCGUCUGCUGCAUCGCGCUGCAGCUGCUCUUCUGGCUCGUGCCGCGCUUCGAGGUCUCCCGCCGUCGCCGUCGCCUUCCUCGGCUUCUUCCUCGGGCCCAUGUUCCCCGGCGCCGUCACCGUCACCCCAAGCUGCUGCCCAAGGACAUCCACGUCAGCGCCCUUAGCUUCGCCAUGGCAUGGGCGGCACCGGCGCACCGUCUUCCCGUUUGCCAUUGGUGCCAUUGCGGCGAAGGGGCCUGCUCGGCUGCAGCCAUCAUCUCGCGCUCAUCGUCGUCGUCGCCGGCGUGUGGCUUGCCUUUCCCAGGAUCAAGAAACGCCAGACGUGAGUGCACGUCUACUGAUCGAGGUGGGCUGUCUGUUGGAUUUCUGUGCACAAGCCAAGCUUGGUCAUCAUACAAUACAGCAUUCGACUCUGAAGUAUUUCUUCGCCAAGCAUCGUGCAUUCAACAUUCGGAAGAUGGUGAUUUCAACAAUGAUGACUUGAAAAUGAUGAUUUGA